Hippocampus zosterae (dwarf seahorse) is the source of this 2090-nucleotide messenger RNA. RefSeq names its product abhydrolase domain containing 8b (gene abhd8b). The record is from RefSeq and is a predicted model, not a curated record. The transcript has 6 exons. Gene Ontology annotation, molecular function: catalytic activity. The coding region runs from base 184 to 1629 and encodes 481 amino acids. NCBI's taxonomy places the organism in Eukaryota, Metazoa, Chordata, Actinopteri, Syngnathiformes, Syngnathidae.
CUCAGUGAUGUGAAAAUGACGUGAAUUAAUUGGUAGCGGCAUCAAGUUGAAUAGCGGCUAGUGGUUGGUUAACGUGAGCCUUGCGCUAAUGACAGCAGCACUGCAUUGGACAAGGACAGUCCAAAAGUAACAUUCGCUGCCUGUAAAAUUGGAUCGCAACUGUCUAAUGCUCACCGGACAGCCAUGCCGGCAAGCUCUAUGGAAGGUCUUCUCUGCUGCCUUCCGUCAAAGUCAACCAAUGUUGUGGUGCCUGUGGAGACUUUUGAACCUACCAACGGUUACGAGUUCAUCGAGGUGAAACCAGGCCGCGUGCUUCGUGUUCGACAUAUAAUCCCUGAGCGGCCGGUGGUGGAGCAACCCACAGGGCAGGGUGGGUGCGUCAGCUGCAAGAGGAGGAUCUCGGUCUUCUGCAAUGGACAGUUGUUCAUCGAGAAUCUGGGUGACAGGGCAGCUGAGGAGCAGAAAACCCGCAGCAAUGGUGACACUGUAGAGGUUGAACUAACAGGUUGCGGCAACUCUUCGCCGCCCGCACGAGUCCCCGGUACCGGGGCGGACUCGGUCAUGGCAGGAAAAGCCGUGACAGCUGAGAUGGGAACUGGAGGGGACGCGCCCGCCGCUUCGCAGGCCGGAGCGUUACAGGACCGACACAGGCGGAAGCUCAAACGCACUGUGGUGAUUGACUGCGAGAGGAAAAUAUCAGCGUGUAAAGGGACACAUCCGGAUGUCGCCCUGUUCUUCAUCCACGGUGUGGGAGGCUCUCUAGAUAUCUGGAGAAGCCAGUUGGACUUUUUUUUCCGAUUGGGCUAUGAGGUGAUUGCCCCCGACCUGGCAGGCCACGGGUCCAGCUCGGCGCCUCCAAUAACCGCCGCGUACACUUUCUAUGCCCUGGCAGAAGACAUGAGACUUAUCUUCAAGAGAUACGCACGCAAGAGGAAUAUUCUCAUCGGACAUUCUUACGGGGUGUCAUUCUGUACGUUCCUGGCCCACGAAUAUCCGGAACAGAUCCACAAGAUGGUGAUGAUCAAUGGAGGUGGCCCUACAGCGUUGGAGCCCAGCCUCUUCUCUGUCUUCAACUUGCCUUCAUGGGUGCUUGACUGCCUUUCUCCACUGCUCAGCUGGAGUUUUCUCAAGGCCGGAUUUGCUCGUCAGGGUGCAAAGGAGAAGCGGCUGCUGAAAGAGAACAACGCCUUCAACGUUUCGGCUUUUGUGCUGCGUGCCAUGAUGAGUGGGCAAUAUUGGCCUGAGGGCGAUGAAGUCUAUCACGCUGAGCUCACAGUGCCCAUCCUGCUGGUUCAUGGAAUCCAUGACAAGUUUGUCCCCGUUGAGGAGGACCAACGCAUGGCGGAGAUCCUCCUCAUUGGCUUCCUAAAGCUCCUGGAAGAUGGCAGUCAUAUGGUCAUGAUGGAAUGUCCAGAGGCUGUCAACACUCUCCUGCAUGAGUUCUUCCUCUGGGAGCCUACAGCCCCUCCACCACCAAAAUCCAAAGCCCGUCCAGAGACUGCCAAGGCCCAAAGGGACAACACCAAAACCGUGUCAGAUCCCGCCAAGGUCCGACCGGCAACAGCCUUGCAGGCCUCAUUGAACAGUGGAGCAGAGGUCAAGUUCGACAGAGGGGACAAAAAAGAAUAAAACGGCGGCGAUGACUAAACUCGAAUAAUAUUCCGUGUCAUCCACGUGGACUGUGAUGGCUUGAGCCGAAAACAUCCACGGAAGGGGUCCGUCCGGCUGAAGGCCGGGAGUCGUGAAGGCGGAACAUAGUCACGGAGACUUAUCAACUCGAGCACGAAGAGAAGGAGAAUGGAGCUCGAGUCAUGUGAUGAGUGAAGAUGCUUGGAGAGAUGUUUUGCCUUGAAAUGAUGCACGCUCAUCUGUUUUGGGUGACAUUUCACCAUGUGAUGCCAGAACACAUUUUGGCACAUCACCAGUGGUCCUUCGCAAAAGAGUUUUGUGGAGGUAAAAUAUGCGACUUGCCAUGUUGCUGCAUUGAGACAAAAGAAAGUAAAUGCAACAGUUUACCUCUAGAAUGUAGUUGUAAGCACAGCGUAUGACCAUCCACAGAUCACUGUGACAUGUUGAGCGGCGGCUAUUGU